Catharus ustulatus (Swainson's thrush) is the source of this 891-nucleotide messenger RNA. It is a transcript of the gene FOXH1, whose product is annotated as forkhead box H1. Bases 1 to 891 code for a protein of 296 amino acids. Lineage: Eukaryota; Metazoa; Chordata; Aves; Passeriformes; Turdidae. Gene Ontology annotation, molecular function: sequence-specific DNA binding; DNA-binding transcription factor activity. The transcript has 4 exons. The record is from RefSeq and is a predicted model, not a curated record. Gene Ontology annotation, biological process: regulation of DNA-templated transcription.
AUGGGCGUGGUUACGGCGCCCGCCCCGUCGCGGGGGUCCCGGACCGAAUCCCGGACCGAACCCCGGGACGAAUCCUCGGCCGAGCCCCGGGAUGGAUCCCGGGAUGGAUCCCGGGGGUCCCGGGGCGGUUCCCGGGGGUCUCCGGGCCGCCCCCAGCGCUACCGGCGCCACCCCAAGCCCCCGUACUCGUACCUGGCUCUGAUCGCGCUCGUCAUCCGCGCCGCCCCGGGCCGCCGCCUCAAGCUCGCGCAGAUCCUGCAGCAGCUGCGGGCGCUGUUCCCGUUUUUCGGCGGCGGGUACCAGGGCUGGAAGGAUUCCGUGCGCCACAACCUCUCCUCCAACCCCUGCUUCGCCAAGGUGCUCAAGGACCCCUCCCGCCCCCAAUCCAAAGGCAAUUUCUGGACCGUGGACGUUUCCCGCAUCCCCCCGGCCGCGCUGCGCCUGCAGAACACGGCGGUGGCGCGCGGCGGUGCCACCCCCUUUGUCCCCGACCUGUCCCCUUUUGUCCUCUCGGGCCGCCGCUACCCCCCCACCCCCCAAAAUUCCGAUUUCUCCAUCGAUUCCCUCUUGGGAGAACCCCAAAAUCCUUCAGCACCACCUCAAAUUCAUCCCAAAAUUCCGAUUUGUCCCCAAAUUUGUCCCCAAAUUUGUCCUCAAAUUUGUCCCCAAAUUUGGGGACAACUCCCAACGUCGCACAGCUCCGGGGGUGGCCCCAACGUGGUGGCGCCGGGUUUGGAUUUUUUGGGGGGUCAGGGAUCGUUCCCCAAAAAAAAAUCGGGGGGGGAACAGCAAAAUUUGGGGGAGGGGGCGGAGUUCGGGGCGGCCCCGCCCAAUAAAAGCGUCUUCGAUGUGUGGUUGAGUCACCCCGGGGACAUCGGGAUGAGGGGGUGA